AUGAGUGGUGCGCAAGGGCGCGUGCCUCUGUGCCCGGUGACGCUCGUCCCGGGCCCGUCGUUGGUGUUUGAUGAUGUCUAUGAUAACGGCUCGCCGUCGCUGCGGCAUGUCGUGCUGCGCAACCCGACCGCCGCGCCGCUCGAGGUGUCGCUCGGCGGCCAGGACGGCGUGCGGUGGGCGCAGCUGCGUGCGAAUGUGCCGCUGCCCAGUCUCCUGCUGUGGGACAGCGACGGGGCGAGCAAUACGGUGCCGUGGGCGCGUGCCGACGGCCUCUCGCCCGCGCACCUCCGCGCGCUGCGGCACAUGGCCGCGAACCUCGAGACGGUUUCUUCCCUGGCGCUCGGCGCGGGCGAGGAGCGCGUGCUGUACGUCGAGGUGCGCGUGCGCGAGCUUGGAAACGACCGCAGCAGCGAAAAGCACGCGCUGCACGCGACGCUGCGCCUCGCGACCGACGGGACGCAGACCGAGGUGCCGGUCCGCGUGACGACCGCCGCGCCCGACUUUGCGCUCGAGUCGGUGGGCGACGGGGCGCCGCAGCGCGAGCGCACGCUCGUGCUCGAGCUCGGCGACGUGGUCGUCGGCGCGCCGGUCGCCCGCGAGGUCGUCGUGACAAACGCGUCGGCGCUCGAGUGCUUUGCGCAGCUCCAGCGCCCGGACGACGCCGAGGGCGACGCACGCGACCCGGUCGUGUCGGUGGUCGACGCGGCGAGCGGCGCGCCGUGGCCGCUCGUCGCCGCGCAGCCCUCGAGCUCGGCGUACGCGCCAGUGGCGCUCGCGCCGCACUCGUCGCGGCGCCUCGCGAUCGAGCUGCAGCCGCGUGCGUCGUGCGCCAACUACGAGCAGACGCUCACGCUGGUCAACCUGCACGCGCAGGCCGAGUCGCUGCGCAUCCUCGUGCGCGCCAAUAUCCUCGCGGCCGCCUCCGACGAGGCGCUCGCGGUGCUCAGCGAGAGCCCGCUCGACUUUGGCGACUGCUGCGGCGGGCAGUGGACGCGCCAGCUGCUCAUCCUCAAAAACACGGCCGACGUCCCGCUCGACGUGCGCUUCCAGACGGAGAAGCACGUCGAGGCCACCUUCCAGCUCGCCGAGCUCGCGCCGGCGCGCGACAGCGCCGACGAGGACAUGGUCGGCGACGACGACGUCCCGCUCGGCGGCUCGUCGACCACCGCCGCGGCGCACCGCCCGGUGGAAGACGCACGCACGCCGCUCGUCCAGGCGCACUCGGGGCCGGACGUUGCGCCGCUCGAAGGCUCGCUCGGCCUCGGCCUGCCGCCGCUCGUGAGCGGGGUGCCGCGCGCGGGCUCCGACACCACCUCGUCGAACGCGUCGCAGGCCGGCUCGCGCGUCGCCUCGCCCGAGCCGGUGCACGAGAGCGCGAGCAGCGAGGCGGAGCGCUCGGUGGCGGCGAGCGCGCCGACGGCGAGCAUCGCCCCGUCGCAGGACACGAGCUCGCUGCCGAGCAGCGGGAGCGCACAGCGCGAGCCGUCGCGCCUCGCAUCCUACUCGGUGAGCGCCUUGACGUCGCACCACGGCCGCGCGCCGCUGCGGCGCAUGCACGACCCGGUGGCGAUGCUGCGCGGCGCUGGCGAGUCGCAGCACAACCAGGUCGAGGAGCUCGUGCUCCGGCCCGGCGCACAGUACCGCGUCGUGGUGUCCUACCGGCCGCCGCGCGAGGAGGUCGACGAGACGUACAGCGCGGGGCGCCUCAAGCAGCUCACCUUUUCCAUCUUUUUGGACUAUGCGCGCUUCAGCGACAAUGCGCGCGCGCACGGCGGGCGCCAGCGCCGCACGAUUUUGUGCCACACACGCACCUGCACGCCGUUCAUCUCGGUCAACCCCAAGAUUGUCGAGUUCGGCAUGGCGGGCGUCGGCACGCGCAAGACGGCGCAGAUCGCCGUGACGAACCACUCGGAGCUGAGCACGCGCGUGCUGAUGCGCUUCGUGUCCAAGGUGCUGAGCAUGUACAUGGACGAGAUCGCGAUCCCCGCGCGCCAGACGAUCGAGGUCAAGAUGGACUUUUUUCCGCGGCGCGUCAACGAGGCGUACAGGAAGCAGAUCACCGUCAUGAAUCUGCUCAAUCGGCACAAUGACCAGAUCUUUGAAGUGCGCGCGCGCAACGUCGAUCUGCAGCGGGUGUCGUUCCACUCGCUCUUCUACCGCAUCCUCACCCCGAGCGGCUCCAACUACAUCGACUUUGGCGACGUAAACAUCCACUCGUCGCGCGUGCGCAGCUUUGCGAUCGAGAACCUCUGCGAAAAGCGGCUCGCGCUCGAGAUGAGCGUCGCGCAUCCCGAGGACCUGCAGCUCUUUGUCAAGGCGCCGCAGCUCAAGUCCGUGCAAGAGGCACACAACAACGACGAGGAGCCGCGCCGCGCACGCUCGGGCACCGAGCGCAAGGAGCGCUUCCUCGAGACAAUCUCGACCGACGCCUCGACGCUCGCGCGCAAGGAGCUCGUGCCCGAGGCCAAGCGCCCGGCAAAGCGCGACGAGUCGCGCCCGCCCAAGCCCACAAACCUCGUCCAGGCGCUCAAGAGGGGCGGGCGGGGGCGUGUGACGUACCGCCACGGCGCCGCCGUCGCGUUCAAGGACCGCACGCUCCUGCACCCGCUCGAGUACCUCGACCUGGCAAGCGGGCCGCCAAAGGACGCAAGCCGCCUCUCGGCCAAGUCGCGCAAGCAGCAGCGCAUCCAGGCGCAGGGCGAGCCAGAGCGCCCGACGCCGCCGCGCACGCCACGGCGCGCGCCGACCCCUGCCGAGCGCCUCGGCAGCGAGUCGCGCUCGCUCAGCCGCCCGGCGAGCCGCGCAGAGUGCGGCUCGCCGGUGCGCGCUAAGGCGAGCCCGGCGCUGACGGCCAAGCUGCGCACGCUCCCGCUGCUCUCGAACCCGGUCGACGUCGCACACCUGAACCUCGACGAGCUGGUCGCGGCGCUGGUGAACCAGUCGCCGACGCUCUCGACCUUUUUCCUGCGCGGCCUCGAGACAGAGGAGCGGCUGGUGCGCACCGAGAUCAACCUCCAGCGCGCACUGCGCGAGGCGAUCGAAAGCGGGCAGCUCGUGCCGAUCGGCAUGCUCGAAGUCCCGCCGCACGCCGAGAUGCAGGUCGUGGCCGUCUACACGCCGAAUGGCAGCACGCGGCCGCAUAUCCAGGGCAAUGCGCGCAAGCAGGACUCGCGCAUCUUUUUGCGCCUCCUCGAGUUUGACGCGCGCCGCGCGGCGAGCGUCCCGGAAUUCGCCGCGCUGCAGGCGCGCGACAUUGACGAGCUGCCGGUGCGCGACCUGAUGGUGCGUUCGCAGGUGUGCCGCAGCAUGCUGGAGCUCGGCCAGCCGCACAUCAACUUUGGCCAGAUGGACAAGGGCGACGUGCGCGAGCGCAAGAUCUGGAUCCAGAACCGCAGCGAGUGGGCGCUGCGCUACUAUAUCCGAAAGAGCGGAAGCAUCGCCAGUGGCGAUAUCCGCCUCGGCCUCGGGCGCUACGGCAUCGUGCCGGGCUACGGCAAGCGCGGCGUCGACUUUACCUUUUCGCCGUCGCUCUCGGGGCCGUUCCAAGAAAAACUGCUCGUGGAAAACAUUGCGGACCACGACAACGACCAGCCGGUCGUGCUCAAGGCGUCCGUGCGCAAGGUCGCCAACUUUGCCAUCGACCCGAGCUCGCUGCACUUUGGCACCUGCCGCGCGGGUCACGUCUCCAUGCCGGAAAGCGUGCUGGUGAGCAAUACCACAAACAAGAACCGCACGUUCUUGGUCAAGGUCGACGACAGCCUGCCGGCUGCCGUCCCGAUCGACGUGCUCGUCGCGACGUCGAGCGACACGGCGACACGCCGCGCCCUCUCGCGCGAAGAAGAGGAAGAGGUCGAGACACUCUUGCAAAAGCUCAAGAUCGCGUCGCGCAAGGGGAACGCCGACAAACUCGCCAAGUACCAAGACCGCCUGCAAAACCUCGGCGUGCCGAUUCCCAAGGUGGAUGGCGUAGAGGACGCGGAGGAUACAGAGGAGGCCAGCAUGGAGGAGGACGUGCGCCAUGACUACACACUCGUGUGGCCAGCAUCGCGCGCAGACGAUGCACAGACACGCACGUCCCUCACCUUGCAACUCGCGCCACAGCAGAGCCAGAAACUCUUGCUCCGCGUGCGCGUCCCGAGGGGGGCACACGCUAGUGCCGUGCACAUCGGCCUCAAGAUUCACGAGGCGAAAAAUAGCGACGAGACGCGCAGCGUCGCCGUGCAUGCACGCAUUGAGAUAUGA
Molecule: messenger RNA, 4242 nt
Organism: Malassezia japonica
Lineage: Eukaryota; Fungi; Basidiomycota; Malasseziomycetes; Malasseziales; Malasseziaceae
Exons: 1
Coding region: 1-4242 (1413 amino acids)
Source: RefSeq, a predicted model, not a curated record